Exaiptasia diaphana is the source of this 6332-nucleotide messenger RNA. RefSeq names its product AT-rich interactive domain-containing protein 5B-like. Bases 204 to 4121 code for a protein of 1305 amino acids. The record is from RefSeq and is a predicted model, not a curated record. The transcript is spliced from 7 exons. Gene Ontology annotation, cellular component: nucleus. Gene Ontology annotation, molecular function: transcription cis-regulatory region binding. Lineage: Eukaryota; Metazoa; Cnidaria; Anthozoa; Actiniaria; Aiptasiidae. Gene Ontology annotation, biological process: regulation of transcription by RNA polymerase II.
AUAGAUAUCAAAGCAGUUUGUAUUGCUAGCGUGAAUGUUAUCGGAGAAAAUUGACGCUAAAUUCGYCUGAAUUAAUUUAUUUUUCAAAACUGCAUGGCAAAAAUGUGUUCGCUGACGAUGACGUUUUAUCGUUUUUGAUCACGUGGUUUUCCAAAACUCAUUUCGAUGCAAUGUGUGGAUUUUGAAGGAUAAACUCCAGCACAAUGAGCGCUUCAGAAGUACAGUGGAUCGGCUCGAGUUGUGGACGGCAUGGCUCCUAUACAUUCUACAAAGGAUUUAGAAUAAAUUCCCGAGGAGCAGAAAAAAGCUAUUGCCUAGGAGAGUUCUAUUUUGUCAGAAAUUCAGAAGAUAAACCGAUCUGUAUAGCAGAACUUCAACUCAUAUGGCACGACGCAGGCACUGAUAGUAAACUCGCUUCCGCGAGAUUGUAUUUCAAGCCCGAAAAUACUCCGUUUGGCCGACUAUCUAUUCACGGAGAGGAUGAGUUAUUGUAUGCUGACCAGAAAGUCAUUGUUAAAUGUGAGGACAUGGUUCAAUGGGAAUACACUGGUACAGAAUGGACAACAGGGCUGAUACCACCACUUGAAUCAGACUUUACUAUAACACAGGAAACCAGUAUAGAUGAAUUUACAGGAAAUACAGAACACAAGUAUAGACUACAAAAUAAAGCUUUACCUAGCAAUAAAGACUCCUAUGUGGAAAAGAUUAUAAUUAUGACAUUUCAAGCUUAUUGUCGAUAUAAAGCUUUGAUAAAAAGACUUGAGAAUGGAAUGACUAUAGCCAAGUCACGCCUUACUGCACUGGGUGGUGUUAUGGUCAGUAGUAAAUCAACAAGGAUUGUAUUUUGCCGAGAGUGUUUUAGCUGUCCAGAUGUAGAAAAAUUUCAUCUCUCAGGAGAAAAUAAAGCUCCAGUUCUCAAGGGAAGACCAAGAAAAAAGAGACUAAGAAACUCAACGUUAGCUAAAGAACUUAAACGGAAGAGAUUCCUUGCUGACUUGGAGAAGGUCAAGAACAAUCUCCUGACCAAGAAACCWAAGCUUUCUGAGAGCGAAGAAGGCACGGAAUCCGAUCUGUCCGAAGAAAGUGGAAAAUCAGGAGAAAGCAUGGACGAAGCGGAGCAACCACGUAUCACCGUGGAGACACCUAUUCACAAAUCCAAGCCACCCAAUGGUUUACUACCGGUGUCAAUCAAACAGGUCGUCAUGGUGAUUAACGACAAAGCAAAAGCUCCUCCACCUCUUAUACCGACCACUAAAUUAAAAGGAGUCGUUACUUCCCCUCCACCCUUACAGAAAGUCAAGAUGAAAACAGACGUUCCACUUGUGACAAAACUCGACGGUGGUCCUCCACCUCUGUGUCCAAUAACCAAACGUCCCGAGGUUUCUAUCAAGAUGUCGACUACGAUACAGUCGCGGGUCUCUGCACCUGAAAGUUCGAAACCUCAUCUAGAAACUUCGUUACCAUUGUCUUCAAAAGGGUACACUGUGGUACAAAGUGUCGGAAACCCAUCGAGUACUUCGACUGUUCCUUCGAUAGUUGGUUCAAAGACUGAUGGUACUAAAGCAGUCGAACCCAUGGGUGGUACAGACGGUAAAACAGUGGCGGACAGUCGACAGUUGGAGGGUAAAGAAAACCUGCUAGAUAGCAAUAAGACUAAAAAGAAAAGACUUCGUCAGCCUGGAAGCAUGAAAGAGUUUAAUGAGGACGUUGUCGAUGAAGAUGAAAAGUUCUUUAUGCGAUCGCUUCGCGAUUUCAUGAAAUCAAGAGAUACACCGAUCUCCAAGAUCCCGGCRUUGGGAUUCAAAAGGGUCAAUUUAUGGACCAUGUAUAAGACUGCACAGAAACUUGGUGGCUAUGAGAUGGUUACCACAAAAAGGUUAUGGCGUCAAGUGUACGACGCGUUAGGAGGAAGCACCACUAUAACCAGUGCAGCUACMUACACAAGACGUCAUUAUGAAAGAUUGCUUCUACCGUACGAGCGAUUUGUACGUGGACAACUGAAUGCCAAGAAAAGCACCUUUCCUCAGGCUACAAAGACGUCACAGGACAGCACCGUCCCCAGAGAACAGUUAAACCAUACGAACAACAGCACCCCAGCACCCAACAGAAUUAAAUCUACAGCUGACAAUGACAAGGUGUCACGCAUUACGGUCAACAGCGUUGGAAGUGCUCAGAGAAAAGAGCCCCAUGAUAACAAAGAAAUGCCUAGCGUGACAAGCAAUAUGUCACGGGAUGGUUUAAAGACUACUGUGGUUAAGAUGAAGCCUAAUGGAGCAAUUCCACCUUAUUCAGUGAGUAUACAGAGUGCAAAGAAAGAUAACGUGACACCAGCUACGAUCGUGACCAAGUCUGUYGACGUUCCGGUGUCACCWGUUCAUAGUUUGCCUGGUUCUGUACAAAGGAAUCCRACAGUUUCUGCUCCACUGAGCAAGUCGGUCGCGUCCGUGACACCGCAGCUCACACAACGYAGAACUAGCGUGACUUCAAGUGUAGCGCCUGAUCAAACUAGUGUCACACAUGCUCCACAUCAUGUAGUCUCGACAAGUAGUAGCAUCAAAAGCCCAACCAGUACGGCAUUGUGGAAAAAAGAUUACCUMGCGCCGAGUCUCGUGACACAAAAGCAAAACGUCGUYACUCAGAAACAACCCAUAAAGACUGAGAUAGUGACACCCAAGCAAGUAACGCAAGUAAAUURACGUGACCUACAAGGUKCAUCGACACACAAACCACCUUACAAAGCGAUUCCAGAGGAACACAAGAGGGCAGGUCCMCGUAAACCGUGCGAGGCACCCACCAAGUACUUAACCAUCUCAGAAACCUACGACCUGAUCCACUCUCAGGCCAGGAAACGAUCUCACGGUGAAGACACGGAACCGAGCAAGAAACCCAAUAUUGACAAUGUCCAUAGAAAUGAAAAUARUUCAAGGAARAGCACGAUAGAGCCAUUGGCAAAACGACGAAGAACGCCUAGUCCAUGUCACGCUGUUUCUCAACAUCACUAUGAUGUGUCACGUAAUCACCCUGAUGUGUCACGCAGUGUCAGUAGCGCUGAGAGRACAUCUCGCAACGUCGUUCGUCACAGCAGUACAAAUUCAUCCAGUCACGCAACGCCUACUCUUCAUACKAUUAGUGGAAUUGAAAAUGGACAUGUGCGGGAGAGUGUUGUGCACGCUGAGAGAGAAAAGUCGGACGAACAACACCGACACCAAGCGMUGACUUCACGCCCGAAAGAGAUCGUUGACUUAACGGAUGGCGAUUCRUCACCACCGUAUUCUUACCAUAAGUCAUCAUCUCCUUUCACUAAAAUCCCACACUCGUAUAACCAAAGGGAGCACGAGGCUGCAGGCUCUUGCCAAAGAACAGAUGGYCGUCURCAUGCAAACUCCAGGCAUUCACUCGUCACACACUCCAAAGUGACYCGUGAUUAUCGUGACGAARCUGCUCACGAAAAGAACAUUACGAACAGUGAAGUUUUCGACUACUACAAAGCAGAGAAACAGCCAGAGUUUGAUUACCCGACCAAGAGCAAUGAAAGAACGAUAUCUCAUCUAACGUCCGUCGAGAGUCCAGAUGCUCAUUUCCAGAAAUGGCGRCGUAGACAAGGAAUACCUCAGUAUCCUGCAUACAUCACUACUAACGAACCGCCUAGAAGACGACCGAGUAUUACUGAACAAUUACAUCCUCAGACUUCGCCUCAAGAACACCGAUACGUUUUCGUCCAGGACGACGGUAUGACUCCACGUAUCAUCGAGGAAGUGCCUCUUAUGCUGUCCAAACCCGGACUGUAUUGCCGUGACGAGUCUUUCUACGGGGCAAUGCCGUURUACCAGGGGGCGUGGCCGGCCACGGGCGUCGCGGACAGUGUCCAAUUCAAAGGUGACCCAGAAACGUUACGGAACAACAACCACUUACGUAGCACYUCUUGCGUAUUCAUGCCUACGUCACAAAUGUUUGGAUCGGUCGGACCAAUGGCGCCCAUCUCUCCKCCUAUCAUCAARCAAGGUCACGUGGCAGGUGGACCGGAAGCAAUGCAUCAGCACUGUAUCAUGACGUCACCAUACCCACACAAUCACGUGAUUGUUACCCAGACUGCRACYCGACCUCUUCACUCGUAUACGUGAUGAACGGCUAACGUCGUAGGGUUAGUUGAGUGAUUGUGUUGUUGAUUCAACUAAUUCAAACUGAAUGCUAAUUUUACUAUAUUGCUAAGAGUAAAAUGCUGCAUUUCUUCCUUAGAGCAAAGCAUUAGAUGCUUUGGUAGUAAUCCUCAUUUAGGUCUCACGAAGGUACUCAAAAUAGAAAAUAACAGGUCGUUGCAUAAGUUGUGUGGAGCUUAAGACGUGUCGUAUAAAAUGCUUGACAAAUAUACGUUUUUUUUACCAAAAAGCGACAGGUUUCUUUCUGAAUUUAAAAAUUUGUAUUGUUCUAAAUCAGAGUAAAAUGCUCUCUUGCUAUUUACCAUUAUUAUUUGUCAUGCGAAAGAUUUAAAAUCGUACUUUUUCUGGAGACUUUUGUGAGACCUUUAGGGGAACUUGUACCUGCGUACAUAUUGCAUGCGUAUCUAUCUAUCGAUUCAUAUAUUGUUACUGUUAUUGUUGGUCAACUGAAGAAGUCUUUGCACCAUAUUAGCUUGUAAUCACAUGACCAGUGGAAUUUUCAACCCUCCAAGCUUUAAUAUAUUCAACCCAGUUUGAUUGAAUCAAAGGUUGAGAAUUAUUCUGAUCCUUGUACACUUAUACUCGCUUGUAUAUAUAUAGAUUAAUAGAUGAAGAUAUAUUGUAAAUGGACGUCAAGGAUGAAGGGACGCUGUCAGGCUGAGACGCUUUUCGUCUUCCCUAGGCUGACAGUUUUGCUUCGUUCGAGUACUUGGUGUUGUAAGGAUUUAUGGGUAACCCUCGUCUGCCUUUCUUUCUCUCGUUCUUCCUUUCUUUUUUCGUUUUCCCUUCCAUCCUGUCUAUUUUCUUUCUUUUGUCUUUCUAUGCUUACAUCUURCAUCCUUUCUUUCAUUCCUCUCUUUCUAUUACACGAUUCUCUCUCUCUUUUCUCUACUCUCGUCCACAGUACCAGCUAUGAUAGUCCAUGUACAUCUAYAAUGAUUGAGUAGCUAUAGCUAUUUAUUGAAGUACAAAGAGUGAAUUAAUAUAAUUUAUAGAAAUUGUAAUUUGAAAAUAACAAAUUGUCCGAAAUGUCAUAGCAUAACCCUUGCAUCGCUAUCAGAACUUCAAAACCUCAAACAUGGCGAAAACAUAGAAACCUUAAGCUUAAUGUCAUUGGUUCAGUAAACUCUACUCUACUUUUUCCAAACGGUGUGAAAAUAUUUUCUACGAUAACCUUUUUACCACAGGCGAUAAUUUCAAAGUUUACCGAAUCUCUCGUCGAGAUUUAUCUGUCAAUCACGAGAAUAAUAGGCGGAGCUUUCGUGAAGGUGCUCGAUGAUUGGCUGCUCAUUUGAAUGACAUAUGAGGAAAUAAGUGUUUCUUGAAGGAUUUUUGUAACACUAUGUUGAGAGCUUUUACCUUUAUAAAACUUUUGCAAUCUUCGUUAUUUGGUUCUACAUACCACUAACAUUCUCAKAAYAUUUGCGUUGGAAGUUGGAAGUUGUGAUAGUUUUGCAAGGGUUUUUUAGUAUACAAUAUACAUAGAUAACUAUUUAAACUGCUUGCUGCAUAUUAUAAAGGAAACGAAAGCUAAAACGCUUUUGAUAACGUAAGCUACUUUAUUAGGAAUGAUCACAUGACUUUGAUGCCACGGUCUAGAUUCCAGGUUUUCCAGUCAAAGAUUUUCAGCUCGGCCAAACUGGUUUGCGGUGCUCACUGACUUUUGGCUAAAGUGUGUACAUUUAAUAUGCAUUGCAACAUGACAUAGGACUUUAUUUUGACCUCCAUUACUCAUUCGUAUUCGCAGUUUGCGCAAAACAGUCCCCAUCCUACCCCAUCAAGAUCUAAACGUGUGAACUCCCCACGURAACUGCUGGAUGCGGCAUUCACGGGCUCAAGUAGUGUUCAGUCUUGUGAUCUUUCCUGUACAAGCUUCAAUUAGAGUGUAAACUAGCAAGCAAACUUUCUUUAAAAGUUAAGGUUAUAUAAGCUUUAAAAUAUUUUUCUAAAAAAUUACUUUUUGUAGGCAAAUCAAAGACAUAUUUUUGUUGUUCUCUUUUCUACAAAACAUACAACUUCCAAAAUCUAUUUUUGUAAAUAUGAGAUAUUUUUGAGAUCAGGUUUUUCAUUGUAUAUAGUCUAUAAGAAGGUAUAUCCUGCUUAGACGGGGGUACUGCGUGAAAAUUAUAAAUAAUUUUGUACAAUUUCUAUGAUUAAACGAUCAUUUGAUAUUUA